Phragmites australis (common reed) is the source of this 1416-nucleotide messenger RNA. Its product is annotated as serine/threonine-protein kinase SAPK3. The record is from RefSeq and is a predicted model, not a curated record. Gene Ontology annotation, biological process: protein phosphorylation; intracellular signal transduction. NCBI's taxonomy places the organism in Eukaryota, Viridiplantae, Streptophyta, Magnoliopsida, Poales, Poaceae. The transcript is spliced from 9 exons. The coding region runs from base 193 to 1194 and encodes 333 amino acids. Gene Ontology annotation, molecular function: ATP binding; protein serine/threonine kinase activity.
CCAGCCCCCCUCCUCCACUUCGUCGCUUUCCCGGCGACGCCGCGACCGCGACCAAGGGAAUUCUCUAUUCGGUGGUUAGAGCUUCGCGAGCUUGUGAUUGUGGGUUGGUCGCUUCGCUUGGUUCUUCUCUCGGAGACCCUCUUGCUCGUGGGGAGCCGCCAUUUUUGGGAGGUCUUGCUCGGGGUGGUGUUAAUGGAGGAGAGGUACGAGGCGCUGAAGGAGCUGGGCGCCGGCAACUUCGGGGUGGCGAGGCUGGUCAGGGACAAGCGGACCAAGGAGCUCGUCGCCGUCAAGUACAUCGAGAGGGGCAAGAAGAUCGAUGAGAAUGUGCAGAGGGAGAUCAUCAAUCACCAGUCACUCCGGCAUCCUAACAUCGUACGAUUCAAGGAGGUUUGUUUAACACCCACACACCUUGCCAUUGUCAUGGAAUACGCUGCCGGUGGAGAACUCUUUGAAAGAAUCUGCACUGCAGGGAGAUUCAGUGAAGAUGAGUCCAGGUACUUCUUUCAGCAGUUAAUAUCAGGGGUCAGCUACUGCCAUUCGAUGGAAAUUUGUCACCGUGAUCUUAAACUCGAGAACACCCUCCUAGAUGGGAGUCCAACACCCCGCGUCAAAAUUUGUGACUUUGGUUACUCAAAGUCUGCUUUGCUGCAUUCCCAACCAAAAUCAACAGUUGGCACUCCAGCAUACAUAGCACCCGAGGUUCUUUCGAGAAAAGAGUAUGAUGGCAAGGUAGCAGACGUUUGGUCCUGUGGCGUGACACUGUACGUGAUGCUCGUCGGAUCAUAUCCAUUUGAGGAUCCGGAGGAUCCAAGGAACUUCCGCAAAACACUCAGCAGAAUUCUUGGCGUGCAAUACUCCAUCCCGGACUAUGUGAGAGUGUCUUCAGAGUGCAGACGCCUUCUGUCUCAAAUAUUCGUUGCCGAUCCUUCAAAGAGGAUCACCAUCCCGGAGAUAAAGCAGCACCCGUGGUUCCUGAAGAACUUGCCGAGGGAAAUCUUGGAGAGGGAGAAGGCGAACUACGAGGACACCGAUACUGUCGAGCCGACGCAGGCAGUCGACGAGAUCAUGCGGAUCGUCCAGGAGGCCAAGACCCCAGGCGGCAUGUCCAAGGUAGUCGACCCGGCGCUGCUCGCCGAGAUGGCCGAGCUGGAGAGCGAAGGGGACGAGGCGGAAGCCGACGACACCUACUGAUCAGCUCUUGCACGCAGUUCAGGUGCUCACUCAUGGCACCGGAGUUAUAGACAUGAUCUGCCGAACCUAACGAACAUAAGGAAAAACCAGGUGUAUGAUCAUCAGAUAAUGAUGCCCUGUUGCGUACUUGCAUUGGUACUCUGUAAUCUGUAUAGCGCUGAACAAUCGUACAUUGCACGGGAUUAGCGUGCAGUGGUAAAUAAAGAAAAAUAUUGGGUUGCA